AUGACAGGAAAUUUUUGGACUUUGUUCUGUGUGAAUCAUCAUCAGACAUCAAACUGCACUCUUCGGUUUCUCCAGAUAUGUUUCGGUAUUACACUCUCAUUCGUAACUCUCUUUAUUUGCUUGUUUCACAAGGAAUCUCCUAAACCUAAUCACCAAUUCCAUCGUCUUCGAAUCGUCUCUGCUUUGUUCAACGGAAUCAUCGGAUCUCUAGAUUUGAUUUUAGGGAUUUGGGUUUUACAAGAGAAUCCAAACAAGCCCUUAAUUCUCUGGCUCGUGAUUCUCAUUCAAGGGUUUACAUGGUUGUUCAUUAACUUAGUGGUUUGUGUUAGAGGAACAAGAAUCAAGAAAUCGUCCUUGAGAUUGUUAUCUAUUUUCUCCUUCUUUUAUGCUUUAAUCUCGAGUUGUUCUUCUGUGUACAAUUCUGUUUCUGGAGAGGAAUUAGGGAUUAGGAUGGUUCUUGAUGUUUUGUUACUACCUGGUUCGGUGUUAUUACUCUUAAGUGCUUAUAAAGGCUUUAGCUUUGAAGAUUCCGGUGAGAGUAGCUUGUAUGAGCCUCUUAGUUCGAAUGGGUACAACGAAAAAUCCGAUUUUGGUAACCGGGCUAGCGAGUUUGCGAGAGCUGGUUUGUUAAGUAAGUUAUCAUUCUGGUGGUUGAAUUCUCUGAUAAAGAGAGGAAAUGUGAAAGACUUGGAGGAAGAAGAUAUGCCGGAUUUGCGCGAGGAAGAGCGCGCUGAGACGUGUUAUUCUCUGUUUGAGGAGAAUUUCGAUGAGGAAAAGAGAAGAUUAGGGAGUUCUUGUCGGCCUUCGAUCUUGAAAGUGUCUGUUCUUUGUGUAUGGAGAGAGGUUUUGAUCUCUGGUUGCUUUGCUUUUAUGAAGAUUGUUGCUGUUUCUGCUGGUCCUCUGAUUCUGAAUGCUUUCAUUUUGGUCGCGGAAGGCCACGAAAGCUUCAGAUAUGAAGGGCUUGUGUUGGCUGUGUUGCUGUUCUUCUCAAAGUGUAUUGAGUCUUUGUCACAGAGACAAUGGUACUUCAGAAGUAGAAUUGUUGGUUUACGAGUAAGGUCUCUUCUAACUGCAGCUAUAUACAAGAAACAGCUUAGAUUGAAUACUUCUUCAAGACUGAUCCAUUCGGGUAGCGAGAUUAUGAACUACGCGACUGUUGAUGCCUACAGAAUUGGGGAGUUUCCGUAUUGGUUUCAUCAGCUUUGGACAACAAGCUUUCAGCUAAUAAUCGCGCUUCUGAUUCUCUUUCAUUCCGUGGGAGUUGCUACGUUUUCAGCUCUAGCUGUGAUAGUACUUACUGUUCUAUGCAAUGCUCCAAUCGCGAAACUUCAGAACAGGUUCCAAAGCGAGCUCAUGACUGCUCAGGACGAGCGACUCAAGGCCUGCAAUGAGUCUCUUGUCAACAUGAAAGUCUUGAAGCUCUACGCGUGGGAAUCACAUUUCAAGAAGGUUAUUGAGAAGCUAAGGAACAUAGAGUUGAAAUCUUUGAAGGCUGUUCAGAUGCGAAAGGCUUACAAUGCGGUUCUGUUCUGGUCAUCACCGGUUUUUGUCUCUGCUGCAACUUUUGCAACUUGUUAUUUGAUGGACAUUCCAUUGAAAGCAAGUAACGUUUUCACGUUUGUGGCAACUCUGCGUCUGGUCCAAGAUCCAGUAAGAAUGAUUCCCGAUGUGAUCGGUGUGACGAUUCAGGCUAAAGUUGCUUUCAGUCGUAUCGCUACAUUUCUAGAAGCUCCUGAGCUUCAAGGUGGGUUGAGGCGGAGAAAGCAGAGAUCAGAAGGCGAUAGAAACGCGAUCGUGAUUAAAUCUGCGAGCUUUUCGUGGGAGGAGAAAAGUUCAACAAAACCAAACUUGAGAAAUGUGAGUCUUGAGGUUAAGAUUGGUGAGAAAGUAGCUGUUUGUGGCGAAGUUGGCUCUGGAAAGUCUACAAUUCUAGCUGCCAUUCUCGGUGAAACUCCAUGUGUUUCAGGAACGAUCGAUUUCUAUGGCACAAUCGCAUAUGUUUCUCAAACAGCUUGGAUCCAGACGGGGACAAUAAGAGAUAACAUUCUCUUUGGAGGUGUGAUGGAUGAACAACGUUACCGUGAGACAGUUAAAAAGUCUUGCUUAGACAAAGAUCUACAGCUCUUACCUGAUGGAGACCAGACUGAGAUUGGUGAGAGAGGUGUUAAUCUAAGUGGAGGACAGAAGCAGAGGAUUCAGCUCGCUCGUGCGCUUUACCAAGACGCUGACAUCUAUCUCCUUGAUGAUCCAUUUAGUGCCGUUGAUGCACACACUGCUACUAGUUUGUUUAAAGAAUAUGUAAUGGACGCUCUCGCGGGAAAAGCUGUGUUACUCGUCACGCAUCAAGUUGAUUUCUUGCCUGCUUUUGAUUCUGUCUUGUUGAUGUCAGAUGGAGAAAUCAUUGAGGCCGAUACUUACCAAGAACUUCUUGCUAGAAGCAGAGACUUUCAAGAUCUUGUGAACGCUCACAGAGAAACUGCUGGUUCCGAGAGAGUGUUUGCGGUAGAAAACCCCAUCAAACCGGUGAACGAAAUCGCUAGAGUUUCUUCCUUGUACGCUCAGUCCAAGGUCUUGAAACCGAGUCGCUUAAUCAAACAAGAAGAGCGAGAGAAGGGAGAUACAGGGUUGAGACCGUACAUACAGUACUUGAAUCAGAACAAAGGUUACAUAUUCUUCUUAGUAGCAAGCCUAGCUCAGGUCAUGUUUGCAAUUGGACAGAUUCUACAGAAUUCUUGGAUGGCUGCAAAUGUAGAGAACCCCAAUGUUAGUACAUUGAAGUUGAUCUUGGUCUACUUGUUGAUUGGUCUGUGCUCGGUGCUCUGCUUGUUGGUUAGAUCUAUCUGUGUUGUGAUCAUGUGCAUGAAGUCAUCAACUUCGUUGUUUUCUCAUCUUGUAAACUCUCUUUUUAGAGCGCCUAUGUCGUUUUACGACUCCACGCCUCUCGGACGGAUUCUUAGCAGGGUCUCAUCUGACUUGAGCAUUGUAGAUCUUGACGUUCCUUUCGGUCUGAUCUUUGUGGUUGCGUCGACAGUUAACACGGCUUUUAGUCUCGGAGUGCUAGCUAUUGUUACUUGGCAAGUCUUGUUCGUAUCUGUUCCCAUGAUUUAUCUAGCAUUUCGGUUACAGAAGUACUACUUCCAAACAGCAAAGGAGUUAAUGAGGAUCAAUGGCACAACAAAAUCUUUGGUGGCGAAUCAUUUAGCGGAAUCAGUAGCAGGAGCAAUAACAAUAAGAGCAUUUGAUGAAGAAGAGAGGUUUUUCAAGAAAAGUCUCAUACUUAUCGAUACAAACGCUAGUCCUUUCCUCCAUAGCUUUGCAGCUAACGAAUGGCUUAUUCAGCGACUUGAAACCGUUAGUGCCAUUGUUCUUGCCUCCACUGCUUUCUGCAUGGUUCUGCUACCUACAGGAACAUUUAGCUCCGGAUUCAUCGGUAUGGCGCUAUCUUACGGUUUAUCUUUGAAUAUGGGACUUGUUUACUCCGUACAGAACCAAUGCUACUUAGCUAACUGGAUCAUUUCGGUUGAGAGGCUUAAUCAGUACACACAUUUAACACCUGAGGCUCCUGAAGUAAUAGAAGAGACCCGACCACCGGUUAAUUGGCCGGUCACAGGCCGAGUGGAAAUCUCUGAUUUGCAGGUAAGAAUCAGCUGCACAUUCGAAGGAGGACACAAGAUUGGAAUUGUUGGUAGGACUGGUAGCGGAAAGACGACUCUGAUAAGUGCUCUGUUCAGACUUGUUGAGCCCGUUGGAGGAAAGAUUGUCGUUGACGGUGUUGACAUAUCGAAAAUCGGAGUUCAUGAUCUGAGAUCAAGGUUUGGUAUUAUACCUCAGGAUCCGACUCUGUUCAAUGGAACAGUGAGAUAUAACUUGGAUCCUUUGUGUCAACAUUCAGAUGCUGAGAUUUGGGAGGUUCUUGGGAAGUGUCAAUUGAGAGAAGUGGUUCAAGAAAAAGAGAAAGGCCUAGAUUCAUUAGUUGUGGAGGAUGGAUCAAAUUGGAGCAUGGGACAGAGACAAUUGUUCUGUUUAGGCAGAGCAGUUUUGAGAAGAAGCAGAGUAUUGGUCCUUGACGAAGCCACAGCGUCUAUAGACAAUGCCACGGAUUUGAUACUUCAGAAAACAAUACGGCGAGAAUUCGCAGAUUGCACGGUCAUAACCGUAGCUCACCGGAUUCCUACCGUCAUGGAUUGUACAAAGGUUCUCUCUAUAAGUGAUGGACGAAUUGUGGAGUAUGAUGAGCCGAUGAUGUUGAUGAAAGAUGAAAAUUCUUUGUUUGGGAAGCUUGUCAAAGAGUAUUGGUCUCAUUACCACUCGGCUGACUUACGUUGA
Molecule: messenger RNA, 4326 nt
Organism: Arabis nemorensis
Lineage: Eukaryota; Viridiplantae; Streptophyta; Magnoliopsida; Brassicales; Brassicaceae
Source: the annotation of a GenBank genome assembly